AUGGCCAAGUUCUCCCAGCAUUCUCUCUCCACAGGCUGGAAGUUCAGGGAAAGAGACGAUCAUAUAGAGAAGGCAUGGAUGUCUGCACCCAGAAUUCCAUCCGUCGUCCAUCAGGACCUAGAAGCAAACAACCGACUAGAAAAUGUCCUUAUCGGAUUCAACGAACUAAAAGCCAGAUGGAUCAAUGAAAAGUCCUGGAUAUACAGGAACGAAUUCCAGAAACCCGCCAUCCCUCGCGGAUGCUCCGUGGCAUUGGUAUUCGACGGACUGGACACCUUUGCAAGGGUCAAGCUUAAUGACAAGAUCAUAUUAAAGAGCAACAAUAUGUUUCUUGCAUAUCGGAUCGAUGUAACUGAUGAAUUGCGAUCGAAGGAUCGACAUGUUCUGGAAAUCGAAUUCGAUUCUGCUUUCCUUCGAGCAAAGAGGAUCCAGGAGCAAGAUCCCGGUCACAAUUGGGCGAGCUUCAAUGGUGAUCCCUCCCGGCUUUGUGUGAGGAAGGCUCAGUACCACUGGGGGUGGGAUUGGGGUCCUCUGUUAAUGACCGCAGGUAUCUGGAGGGAUGUUAGGUUGGAGGUGUAUUCAGGACGGGUCUCGGAUUUGCGAAUCAACACGACUCUAGGUGCGGAUUAUCAAACUGCUGAGGUCGCUAUUUUUGCUGAAGUCGAUUCCGUGCUUCCUGGUUCUUACAAGAUGCAAUUCACUUUAUGCCUGCAUGGCAAGGAAGUCGCCCAGGAUAAAGUACUCGUAACAGACUCGACCGCCAAAGCAUCGUUCCAUCUCAAACAGCCAUCUCUCUGGUGGCCUCAUGGGUAUGGGGAGCAAGCGCUCUAUGAGCUCUCAGUGUCUUUGACGAAUGGCAAAGAUGAACUUUAUCAUGUCACAAAGAGAUUUGGUAUUCGAACGGCUGAAGUCAUCCAACAGCCCGAUAAACAUGGCAAAUCAUUCUUCUUCAGGAUAAACGGAGUGGACAUUUUCUGCGGUGGUUCUUGUUGGAUUCCUGCCGAUAGCCUCCUUCCGACUAUUACACCAGAAAGAUAUCGAAAGUGGAUUGCAUUGAUGGUCGCUGGCAGCCAGGUAAUGGUCAGAGUCUGGGGCGGUGGAACCUACGAAGACGACAGCUUCUACGAUGCCUGCGACGAACUAGGCAUUCUGGUAUGGCAAGAUUUCAUGUUCGCCUGCGGAAAUUAUCCGACAUGGCCGACCUUGCUCCAAUCAAUCCGAGACGAAGCCGUUUACAACGUACGCAGGCUCCGACAUCAUCCCUCGAUUGCCAUAUAUGUUGGAAAUAAUGAAGAUUAUCAAGUCCAGGAGCAGUCAGAGCUCACGUACAACUACGAAGACAAAAACCCAGAGAACUGGCUCAAGACGGAUUUUCCAGCUCGCUACAUCUACGAGAAACUUCUACCAGAUGUGGUCAAGGAACAUUCUCCGAGUACCUUCUAUCACCCUGGGAGUCCUUGGGGCGAUGGAAAGCAAACUUCUGAUCCCACCGUUGGUGAUCUGCACCAGUGGAAUGUUUGGCAUGGAACGCAGGAGAAAUAUCAAAUUUUCAACACGCUAGGCGGCCGAUUUAAUAGCGAGUUUGGCAUGGAGGCAUUCCCACAUACGUCUACUGUGGAUUACUUCGUCGAGAACGAGACCGACAGAUAUCCAGAGUCACACGUAAUAGACUUUCACAACAAAGCUGCAGGCCAUGAGCGGAGGCUUGCAACAUAUCUCGCCGAGAAUCUUCGAACAGCAGCCGAUAUGGAGACAUAUAUCUACCAAACACAAGUCAUCCAAGCCGAAACAAUGACAUAUGGAUACCGCAGCUGGCGCCGCCAAUGGGGAGAUGAGAGACAUUGUGGCGGUGCUCUACUAUGGCAACUCAACGACUGCUGGCCGACAAUCUCCUGGGCGAUAGUCGAUUACUUCCUUCGCCCGAAGCCGGCAUACUACGCUGUGGCGCGAGUACUUAGACCCCUAGCUAUCGGCGUCUACAGAGAACACCACGAUUGGAGUGUGGCACAUGCACAGCCACCGAAGACAAGCAAAUACAGCCUAUGGAUCGCUAGCAGCUUACAGAGAGAUCUUACUGGAAGAGUCGAGCUGAGGUUUAUCUCCAUCAACACCGGUCUUGAAGUUCGCGAUCCCAUCGUCCGAGAUAAUCUCUGGGUGGUACCCAAUGGCACGACAGAUAUUGUUGUCGACGGUAUUAUUGACCAUACUGUAUACCCGGAACCUCAUGUUUUGGCUGCAAGACUAUGGGUUGAUAACCGUCUUGUUGCACGCGACGUGGAUUGGCCACAGCCACUGAAGUAUCUUGAUUUCUCAGACAGGGGUCUCGAGGUGAAGAGAACAAUCGAACCCACGGGACAACAGAGACUGGCCAUCACUGCGAGGAAACCGGUAAAAUGUUUGGUCUUUGAGGAAAGGGAUGGCGUAACGCUUAGUGACAGUGCUGUGGAUGUUGUACCAGGGGACGAGCAGAUAGUAACAGUGAUCGGGCUGAGAGAGGAGGAAAAACCUUUGGCAUGGAAAUUCCUUGGCCAGUAG
Monascus purpureus is the source of this 2535-nucleotide messenger RNA. The record is from the annotation of a GenBank genome assembly. Lineage: Eukaryota; Fungi; Ascomycota; Eurotiomycetes; Eurotiales; Aspergillaceae.